Diabrotica virgifera virgifera (western corn rootworm) is the source of this 12493-nucleotide messenger RNA. RefSeq lists its product as uncharacterized. The record is from RefSeq and is a predicted model, not a curated record. NCBI's taxonomy places the organism in Eukaryota, Metazoa, Arthropoda, Insecta, Coleoptera, Chrysomelidae. The coding region runs from base 322 to 3465 and encodes 1047 amino acids. The transcript has 6 exons.
UCUAAAUCAUAGAUGACUAGAUGAGGGGGUGGUCUAAAUUCUAAUCUAAAUGUCCAUAAAUAAUUUACAAAUAUAUACGAAGUUUUCAACAGAUUAUAUGGACAUCACACAUUUAAUUCUAAUUAAGCCGAUUUGUGAUUUAUGAUAGAGUGUUUUAUCCAUUGAAAGUACCUACAAUAAAUGACUAACCUCAUAGUUAUUUAUGUAUGUUUUUCAAGACCAGAAGUUGAUGGUUGAUGGUAAAAAAUGUUUAUGGUGUAGUUAAAAUUAUCGGUCCUGUACAUAAUUUGUUUAUAGAAGCCUAAAAAAACUACCUUUGACAUGUCUAGUGCCUCCAUAGACAUGCACUAUCUAGGACUAUUAAGGGACGCCUUGGCUAUCCAAACAGUUUUACCCUGGCUUGAAUCUGAGGACAAUAUUAUAGCCUUUUUCAGAACAAUUCCUCAAAAAUACGAAGAUUUUAGAAUACGGCUAGCUCUUCAAUAUUUUAUACAACGCAGGGAUAAAGAGGAGGAAAACUCUGAUCUAAGUAUUGAGCAUGAUGCUCUAGAAAUAUCUGAACUUUUACCCUAUACUGAUAGCAAUCGCAUUAAAAAUCACCUUAAGGAAUUAGGUAAUGUUUCCAACAGAAAAGAAAUUGUAGUAAGACAAUUGAUUAAGGAACAGACUCAUUUAAAUCCACUUAUAAACAAGUUGAUGUCAAAUGUACCAGAAUUCAAAGUCUCAGUAAAUGGAAAUGUGUUUGAAGAAAAUGCACUCUCCGGUAUAAAGAACAAAGGAAAGAGACCAAUCGAAACUCAUGUAUCAGAUAAUACCACCGUGGAGGAAGAAAAAACAGUUCCAUUAAAAAUUGUGAAAGUAGAAACAGUUGGUAUAAACGAAAAAGACCAACUUAGCCCAAUUUAUUCUUCCUCAUCCAGCAGCAGUGUAGAUUUUGAAGAACCACGAAUAAGGGUUCCUUCUGUGAAACGAGUUUCCUUCCACAACUGUGAACAAGAUCUAGCAUUGCGACCGAAAUUUGAACUACCUGCUCGUUUAAUGUUCCAAAACGGUGAAAAAGUAGAAGAACAAUUUCCUUCUGUAUCAGGGCAAUUCAGAGCAGAUUGGAAGAUUGACCUACCCGCUCCUUUAAAUUUUCAGGACCGUGUAGAAAUUCCUUCCGUGUUAGAGAAGCGUGAACCACCUAUUCGUUCAAAUUUUGAAACCCAUGAAGAUGUUCCUUUAUCAUUGAUAUCUGAACAAGCCACUAGUUUAAAUUUUAUGAACCAUCAAAAAGCUACCUCUUUAUCAGUGAAGUCUGAACCAGUUAAACAAGCCACCAGUUUAAAUUUUUUGAACUUUCAAGAAGCUACCUCUUUAUCGGUGAAGUCUGAACCAGCUGAACAAGCCACCAGUUUAAAUUUUAUGAAUUUUCAAGAAGCUACCUCUUUAUCGGCGAAGUCUGAACCGGCUGAACAAGCCACAAGUUCAAAUUUUAUGAACUUUCAAGAAGCUACCUCUUUAUCGGUGAAGUCUGAACCAGCUGAACAAGCCACCAGUUUAAAUUUUAUGAACUAUCAAAAAGCUACAUCUUUACCAGUGAAGUCUGAACCAGCUGCGCAUUCCAAUUUUUCAAACUCUAAAGAAGUUCCUGCAGUACCUCCGCAGUUUAUGGAUUUCAUGUCGCUAGUACCUCAAAAUAAUACCCCUGAAGAUAUUAUGUUAGAACCGGAUCCAAUACCGACAGUGGAUAUUACAUUAGAACCUAGAGACGAACACGUUGAUGAAUCAUUAAUAGUACGAUUAAAAGAAAUUUUUCCACAAGCUUGCCCCGAUUAUCUUCGAAAGUUGUGUCGCGGCAAACAGUGGUCUGAAUUCGAUAAUUUAGUAACUGUGUUAUUAUCAAAUGAGUACCCUCAAAGACCUGAAAGAGUUCCCAGUCCUCCGAAGGAGUUAGAUCUCGAUGAACAAUUAAACAUAGUAAAAGAAUUAUUGCCGGACGCAGACCCGACGUAUCUUAGGUAUAAAUGUGAAAAGAUUGGAAAUGAUGUAGAGGCAUUGAAUGCCUUUAUAAACGAAGCAAGAGAACUAAAGAACUAUCCAACUUUGAAAGAGUAUUUAAGAAAACAAAAGUUCACGGCACAAAUAAAGCAAUAUACAGAAGAAUUUAAUGUGGAAAAUUUUGUAGCAUUGUUUCCAAAUCCAGAGCAGACCUUUAAUGAUCCAAAUAGAACUAUUGAUGUGGAUUAUCGUUCUGAACCGUACGUCACUUAUUUCUUUCAAAGUAGGUAUGACAGAAUAUCUGUAAAGAUUAUACGGUCUGUACUAGCACAAACUAAAUUUAAUAUCCUAGCUUCCGACAAAAUAUUACAAUCUAAAUGUAAAACAGGCGAGGUGAUGAAGUCACGUAGAAAAAUGUAUCGUCAUGAAAGUCCUCCUCAAAAUAUUCUUCUCUUGCAAAACCUGGCUUAUUUAACUCACAAAGAGGAAAUAGAGCAGUACAUUAAAGAAGCAAAAGGAAAGGAAGAAGCUGAACGCAAAAAUGCCAAAGAGAACGGUUUAAUGAAUGAAUGUAAGUGCUGUUAUGACAAUGAAGUCAUGCCUAAAGAUUCAUUUAAUUGUCCAAAUGGCUGUGUUUUUUGUAAGAGCUGUAUCAAAAAGAGUUGUGAAAUAUCUAUGGGAGAGGCUAAGACUGAAAUUAUGUGUUUGAAUGGUUGUCCAAUAGAAUUUACUCUACAUACGCUACAGUUGGUACUUUCGCCAAAAUUAUUUUCAAAAUUAGCACAAAAGAAAGCAUUAGCUGAAGUCAGAGCAGCAGGUAUCGAUGAGCUCGAGUCAUGUCCAUUCUGUGACUUCGCGAGUAUCCCGAACACUGAAGAUAAAAUUUUCCGUUGCCUCAAUCCUGAUUGCAUGAAGGAGUCCUGUAGAUUAUGCAAAGAAGAAAACCACGUGCCUUAUAAGUGUGAUGAAGUUGAAAAGGAUGAUGACGUUAAAGCUCGCGUUUAUGUCGAAAAUAAAAUGACAGAAGCCUUGCUACGCAAAUGUUACAAAUGUGCCAAGAGUUUCUUCAAAGAGGAAGGUUGCAAUAAGAUGACUUGCGUCUGUGGAGCGACAAUGUGUUAUGUAUGUAAACAACCAGUCAAAGAUUAUAAACAUUUCAAUGGUUUGGGAGGAGAUAAAUUUGAACUGUGUCCAUUAUACAGUGAUUCCAAUGAAAUCAAUCGGAGUAAUGUUCUCAAGGCUGCCGAAGCUGCAAAAUCUAAAGUUGAUCCAAACAAACUAAAGAUAGAUCCUACCCUGGAUAUUAAAAAACACUAUGAACAAAGAAAGAAAGCACUUCCCGCUGAACCUCAUCUUAGGUACGUUGGACAAGUAAUAAACGAUGUGCCUCCCAUAGUGGAAUUAGUACACAUUCUGGAACAUCACGGACGUAGAUUGCAACAAGUACAGCGAAAUCAUCAUAGACAUCCUCCUAGACAGCAAUAAACCUCCCUUAUUAUAAUUUUUUUAUUACCGAAGUCCUGAGAACUCCAUUACUGAUACACUUCUAACUACUCAUCCCAAGUGAAGUUUGUUGCACUUUUUGUAUCAUUUCUACAUUUUAAUCUGUUUAUCUGUUUUUCAAGUUUACAUUCCAUUUUUUGCAGUGCUCUAUCGGAAUUAUUGAUUGUUGUGGAUUUUUUUAUUUAACUGUACUGGUUGAUCGAUUGGGUUGAUAUUUUGUUGGAAGAUUCCAUUUUUAAAUAUAUGAUGUUUGGCCAAAAUGUGUCCUACCUUCGUUUAUACUCCGCAGUGUUUUAUACCCCUGGUCAAAAACAUCUGGACACUUGCCUUUUGUAUGUUUCUUUAAAUUCUGUAGGUGUUAAGUGGGGAGGAAGUAAACAUUGAUAAUAGAAAUCGUUUAGAAAAAUAUUAACCUUUUUCGAAAAAUUAAAUAAAAGAAAACAUAAAAUUUUACAGUUGGCUAUUCUUUAGGUUUAGUACCGGCUAUUGCCUCUCCUACAUCUGCGGAGGAUUUCAAUGUGACUAGGCAUACUAGCAAUAAGUUGCUGAAUCUGUUGUAGCUGUAUAUGUUGCCAUUCUUCAUGCAACGCUAUUUUUCUGGCAAUGGUUACCUUUUUUUUAAGCUUUUUCCCUAAAAUGUCCAAUAAAUGUCUAAUGAAUUCAUGUUAGGACUACAAGCGGGACAAUCCAAAACGGGAAUUCCGACAGUAUUGUGACGAUAAUAUAAUUUUAUCGUCCAGAGUACUCCAAUGAAUUAAGUAAAACGUGUUUUUGUACCGUCUUGGACGAUAUAAAGGUCGGAUCGAAAAGCCUAGUUGAUUGUUAUUCUUGUAGCGUUGAUCGAAGAAUAAUAAACAACAGCGAGGUAUAAGAGGUGAGUUUAUGUAGGUAGUAUUUCCCGACCAUUUUCCGCUGUCGUUUUGGCGAGCUGGGCGAAUCCGACAGUUUUCCUCCUACCUAUCAUUAUACGAGCGGUGAUCGUAUAUCCCUAAUAUGUCUUUUCAUCUGGCGAGCUGAGCGAGAUUCCCUUCCCUUUCCUUAAACAUUCAUGUAUUAAUAAAAGCAAUUCCUAUUUCACGCGAUCGUCAAAAUCAUUCAUUCAUGUACAAAAUAUCGUUACAUCGCAUCGGCCCGAACAGAAAGCUCGAUGCGUAGAUUAUAAAUAUAUUUUAUUAACGAAAUUAACGAGUAAUUAAGGCUAAUUAUCUUAUCUUUUGUAUGUUUUGAUUCCAAAUAAAAAUGUCUUAAAAAGCGAACACUUUUCUUCGACUGAUUUAGUUACCUGCAGCAACAACGCAACGACCGCGUUACAUUGCAUCUACUGCAGAAAAGUAUCGGCGUUGAACGGCAUGUAUUACGGUUGUGCCCCUCUUUCCACAUUUCCAGCAGCAUGUUCGUCUAUCGAAGUUGAAUAGUUUGUUUCUUGAUGUUUCCUGGGACAUUCUAUUAAAACGGGAGCUUCUUUUUUGUGAAGUGUUGUCUACCUCUAUUUUACUUAUGCCACUUUGAAUCGUUUCGUAUUCUUCAGUCUGGCGCAUAAGGUAUUUUUCCUUGAUGGAUAAUUUGUAAUUUGGGUGCAUGUUUUUGUAAAUUCUUUUAAUUUCUUGUGUUUUGUCCAUUUUGCCGUACCUUCUGAUUAGCGUUUGAAGCUCUAAUAGAAAAUCUUUAAACCGUUCGUUUGUUUUCUGCGUUCUCGUUCUGAUUUGGUCUUCCAAAUCGUCUAACCAGUUUGCUGAUUUAAAAGCAAGGUUGAAAUCCUCCGUAAAAUUGUUCCAGUUUUCUCAGGAGUCGACGUUGUUUCGGAACCAUAGUAUCGCUUUUCCCCUAAAUACUUCUGGUAGUGCUUUCAAUAAAGCAUCGUCUCGAAUCCGGUAAUAGCUUUUUAGUUCGUAUAGCCUCUCCAAAAAUUCUGUGGGGUCUUUGGAUCCGUCAAAAUGUAAGCCCCAUUUUCUAACUGUGUCCAUUAUUUGACUAUGUUUAUUUUCCGUUUGUGUAUCGUCUGUUUGAGGAUCCUUAGUUUCGAUAUUGGUAACUGUGCCGGUCUUUUUUGAGCGUAAGUGUAAGACCAUUCUUGAUCGAAGACCGUCUAAUUUACCUGUCGUAUCUAAGUUAAAUUCUGCCAAAACAUGACUUAAUUCCUCUUUCUUUAAUUUAUAUACCCAGCCUAUCGUCUCAUCCGCUAUUUCUAAGCCUAACGUACUUUCUGAUUCCGCCAUAUUUAUAAUAUAUUUAUUUAAAUGUCUUAAACCCUGUUAAAAUAGAUUGCGUUGUUGUUCCAGGUAACUAAAUCAGUCAAAGAAAAGAGUUCGCUUUUUAAGACAUUUUAUUUGGAAUCAAAACAUACAAAAGAUAAGAUAAUUAGCCUUAAUUACUCGUUAAUUUCGUUAAUAAAAUAUAUUUAUAGUCUACGCAUCGAGCUUUCUGUUCGGGCCGAUGUGACGAUAUUUUGUACAUGAAUGAAUGCUUUUGACGAUCGUGUGAAAUAGGAAUUGCUUUUAUUAAUACGACAUGAAUGUAUAAGGAAAGGGAAGAAAGGGAAUCUCGCCAGAUGAAAAGACAUAUUAGGGAUAUACGAUCACCGCUCGUAUAAGGAUAGGUAAAAGGAUAGAUAAGAGGAAAACUGUCGGAUUCGCUCAGCUCGCCAAAACGACAGCGGAAAAUGGUCGGGAAAUACUACCUACAUAAACUCACCUCUUAUACCUCGCUGUUGUUUAUUAUUCUUCGAUCAACGUUCCAAGAAUAAUAAUCAACUAGGCUUUUCGAUCCGACCUUUAUAUCGUCCAAGACGGUACAAAAACACGUUUUACUUAAUUCAUUGGCGUACUCUAGACGAUAACAUUAUAUUAUCGUCACAGUAUUUAAGUAGACAUGGAUUCGCGCAGUAUGUGGACGUGCAUUAUCCUGCAUAAAUAAGAAAUUAUCUCCCAAAAAAUGGGGCAUAUUGGACAACAUUCUCCUUCAGGAACUGCCGUAUGUUUCUUUCUGCUGUUAAAGUUCCAUGUUUAGUGAAAACUAAUUCUGUGCGUCCGUUGAAAGUAAUCUCUAUCUAUCUAUCAGCGAGGUUCCUACAGCCUCUGCCGCUUCUCGCAUUUCGACCGCCAUCGUUUUCUGUCCAUCCAUUCGUCUUCUUUGAUGGCUCUAUCUUUCAUGAUGUGCCGUACAUUUUCUUCCCAGGCAACUGAAGGUCUUCCCCUUCUUCUUCUUUGGUGUGGUAUGUAAUUUAAAGCUUUCUUUGGCCAUCUAUCUUCAUUCAAUGAAAGUAAUACCCGCGUAUAUCAUAACACCUCCGCCACCAAAUGACGCUCUAAGUGAAAUAAAGCAAGAAGCAAAUCGUUUUCCGGGCCUUCUCCAUACACGUUCGUGUCCGUCUGGAUAUCGUAAGCAAAACUGAACUCAUCAGAAAACAUUACAGCACUCCAUUACUGAAGAGUCCAGUCUCUGUGAUGAUUUGUAAAUUUCAUCCUGUUACCUCGAUGAGCUACUGUUAAUUUAGGGCAUGCUACUGACUUAUGCGAACUUGAACCACUUUCACGCAGGACUCUUCUUACAGUUCGUGCAGAAAUAUGAGUUCCCGAGCUUCUAACAAACGACUAGCGAGAGCAUUUGACGUUAAAGAGCGGUUCCAUAAUGCGGAAAUCUUAAAAAAAAAACGUUCAUCACGCUGAUCCCUGCACCUUUUCCUGCCUGAUCCUCAUAUUCUAAUGUAUUCUCCAGUUUGACGAUACUUAAUAAGAGCAUUAUAAACGGUAGGUACUUUUAGCCAUAUUCAAAUGAUUUACAAUUUAACGUAUACUGCAGCCAUCUUAAUGCAGUACUACAACUUUUGCAUUAUAUUAUACCAACAUUAUUUGAAAACAUUAGUGAACAGUAAUUCGAAUUUAUCAGAAUAAACGUGAAACUUAUCGUAAAUGCAAUAAAAAAUUCAAAAAGCAGUUUUUUGAAAAAAUGUCAAAAUUUUGUUUGUGGUGCCGCGAUCAUUUAAAAACCGUUUUUAUAAUUAUGAAUGAACGACUCUAUGUAUUAAUGUUUACUUGCUCCCCAUUAAAACGACUACACACUGAGAAAAAUUUAACAAAACACAAAAUGGAAGUGUCCGGAUUGUUUUGACCAGCAGUGUAUUAUUGUGUAGCUCGUGGUGUUCUUCGAAAUAAUUUCCAUUUUACUUACAAUAAAUAAUCUUUCUUUUAUGCUUGUCAUUAAAGCAGUUUUGUAAUGGCCUUCAGUGAUACCGUCGCCUCUGUCUGAAUAAUUUUUAUCUCGUUGAAACGUGGCCUUUUAGGUGCAAUUUUUAGUUUUAGAAACACGAAAAAGUCGUAGGAUGUUAUGUUGGAACUGUACAGAGUUGUGUAACCUUGAAUUUUGACAAAAACUGUGGCGCAAACUUUGGUGCUGAGGAAUAAUUGUCUUCAUAAAAAGAAACUAAUCAGCGCUCGCCCAAAAAUUGGUCGUUUUCUUCUCGCUGCAUUACACUCUCAUUUAUAACUUUAAGGUAAAUAUGCUAGAAUGGAAGCUCCCAUUUUAAAUACUGUUGUUUUGUUAUGGGAUACUCGUAAACCCACGAUUUCUUCCUGUUAACCUUCAUAAACCCGUGGUCAAAAACUUACAUUAAACGUACCCCAACAUUUUUUGGCUUAUUAUUAUUUUUUAAUGCCACAAUUUGGGGAAUAUUAGAAAUAAAACACAUUCUGCUAAAGAAAAUAUAUUUUUACAUAAAAAAGUUGUUAAUAUUGAUAAAUUAAAUUAAAUCUUAGCCCAACUACAACAAAAACAUUAUUCUCGUAUUCAAGCGAUUUUUUUCUAAUCUGGAUUAUUCAACAUCCAAAGUUUAUAGGCUUUGAUGCCAUCAAUGUCCAACAGCCAACAGAUGAAAAAAUAUUACCAUCGGCGACCGAUUACUUUUUAUGUCGUGAAUUCCUUCGGUAAUUUUUCUCUUUUGCUCACUGCACCCUUUGUCUUAUUGUAUUGUAAAAUAAUGUCAGGUUUUUAUUAGUUUCUUCUCCACUUAUUUUGUCAUCGUUAUGUUCAGUCGAUAAAAGAAUAACUACAGCAUUUUUUUGCACAUAGGAAAAUUAGGAAGUAGACAAUUCCCAUUGGUGAUGGCCGAUAUCCGGCAAGUUCAUUAAUCGUUAUUACUUAAACUUGUUCCCACAGAGGGCGCUGAAAUCUUUUGGCUUUUUUUGAAGUUAUGAAAGAAGAUUUGAUACUUUUGAGAAUCAUUUCUACGUGAAUAUCACCCAAAUUGGUCAUUAAUAAUUAUGUUUUUUUAAUUUAUAAAUUUCUUUAUUCAUAUCAGUAUUUUUAUUUAUCUAUUUUUAUUUUAGUUUUACAGCUCUGAAAACUUUUGUCACAGGCUGAACAAAAUAUUAUAAUUAAAAAAGAUAAAAGAAAAAUAAAUUCGUUAAAUGCACGGGAAUAUCCAAAAACAUGUUAAAUUACAAACACAAUUUUUGGCUACGAUAAUUCAGGCUAAAUUCAAAUUUCGAAGAAUAUUAUGUUUCCACAAUACAUAUUGAUGAAUAAUGUAGUAGGGGUAUAAUUUUAAGAUUUGAAUCAAUUAUAUGUAUUACUUCAUUCAUGUUUUUGAGACUAAUAUACUUUUUAAAGCUGUCAUCUCUUACUACGGCAAUUACUAAAAUAUUAUUAAUUAAUUUCCACCAAUUUUUUCAAAUUAAUAUUCCAAGAAACAUUUUUCAUGUCUCUAAAAAGGUCUUUGUUGUAUUUUUUAUAGGAAAAUUGCCAAUAUUUGAAAUUUUUAUUGAUAUGUACUGAUUAGUUAGUCCUGUCCGUUGGAUUUUUCACGUCAUCAUUCACUUUAUGGGAACUAAAUUGUUAAUAUUAUAAGUAUAAGUCAAAUGUAUUAUAUUAAUGGAUGAAUUCUUAGCCAAGAGAAUUGGCUAGAAACGCAAGAGUCCCAAGGAGGGAAGGCAUUAGAGAGAGAGAAUGGAUGAAUUAAGAAAUGGUCAUGUGACCAGUUAACGAUUUUGAAGUUUUUUGUCAAUUUAUUUUUGAAUGUUGAAAACUUGGUUUAAUAACCUACCAAGGUGAUUUCGAAAUUAUUGCAAAAAUACCGGGUUUUUUUUUUCAAAUUUAUUUAAAAUAUUUUUCAGAUUGAGCAAUAAAUAAGUACUCAUCGCUGUGUAUUAACAAAUUUCAUUUUGCUAUCAGAUCAAUUUUACUAUGAGAUAAAAUUGGCAUUUUUCAAAUCGUGUUUGUUUUUCAAAACCUGGACAUUUGUAGUAAAUCGUAUUCGUUAUCAAAUUAAAGAUCAAAUUUUGCUUUUCUGAAAGCCAUCUCUAGAUACUUAAGGCGCAAUAUUAAUUUGACAACAAUAUAAUUAAAUACUGUAUACGUAUUUAAACUGGAUCACAAUCAACCAAAAAAAACUUUUAAUAUUUAGUAUAAACUUGACGCAGUUGUUUCAAAUAAAUUUAUAGGCAGCUGACUGGUUUUGAAUCAUCAACGACAGCUAUUGUCUAUGCUACACAUAUUUCUUUUCUUGUUGCGUCUACUUGUUGCAUGUGUCUGCUAUGACUGGUAUUGUAAUAGUUUUAAGUAUUUUUCUUCUGGUGGCUUAUGUCCUAAAAUUAUCGAGUUUUUUCUUAUUGGUUAUCUCUGUUUUGUGUCCCCAUGUUUUGAUCUGAAACAUCUAAUGUGGCCGGUUAGACCAGCUAUUGCAGUGGCGACCAACGAUAUAGCGUAUACGGUGUUGUGGUUAUUUUAGUUAUCAAUAACUAAUUACUACAGUUAUAUCGUUAGAGAUCAAAUAUUUCUACUACUGAAGUACAGUGCACAGAUUUUAAAGCUUUAGGUGGCUGUGGUACAUUACUUUCACUUAUAGUAUACAGUGCGUCUAAAAUUUCUUACGCCCAACUAAUUUCUUAAUUAUAUAAUUUAAAUUAAUAAAUCUUUAGUAACAACUACUUCGCCUUUGCUACAAUUUUGGUAAGAUAAAUGUUCUCAGAGCUGUAAAUCUUAAUUUUUUUGUUUGCAAUAUUUGCAAGGCCUUUGGUUAUUAAUAUAUGCGGAAUCGGAGGCCUUUUUCAGUUUUUACUGUAGCUUUAUUUAUGUUAUCAAAUAUUUUUCCUUUUUUUUUCAGAUAAGUACCUAUUGCCCGCUUGACUUAAAACAUAACAUUGCAAGUCAAGUUUCUACUCCCUAAAGUACAGCUGUAUGGAAUCAAGUUUGUACUUAUUAUAAUCAGAAGUAUCAUCAACAAAACAAGCUGUAGACUUCAGUAAAAACUCUGUCUGAUCCAUACAAAAAUAAUUUUUAUGUUCGUUAUGAUCUUUAUAUCUUCCAAUAUCAAUGUUUUCCUAUUGUUAACUAUUUUGUCCUUGUCGUCGUACACUUAAUCCACCCAUACUAUUCGGUUCAAUAUGUUAUUGCUUUUAAAGUAUGUUCCAGCAUUAUAUUGUCCUAUUAUUCCCCAUAUUCUGAUUAUUCUCAUUCUUAGUUUUCAUUUAACCCUAUUGUCAUGGGUUAUCAAAAUUCUUGUCUCUUCGAUUUGGUCAUACUAUUUUUAUCUUAUUUAGCGAUGUAAUAAAUAAUACCUUUAUUUUUCUAGUAUUUUAUUUUUCUGUGCGCUUAUUACUGCUUUGAUUGUCUACAGGAUUGUGCGAGUUAAUGUGAAGACCAGUCAUAAUUUGAAAUAAACAACAUUCAUUAGUUAUAGACGAAGGCAAAGUAAUACAAUUUAAUUAGUUUUAAUAGGAAAUAUGCCCUCUGUUGACGUGUAUAAUUUCUUGAACGUGUUUUUGGCAUAUAAUUAAACAUUUAUUUCACGUAACAGUUCUUUUGAUAUUUGCGGAUAUAGAUUGUAGAUCUCUGAAAUACAGUGACAUUGUCAGUUUUGUUUUUGUUGUGCAAUAUAUUUUACAAUGUCUGGCUUUUACAAUUACCCACAUCUUUUCAAUCUAUAUAAAAGUUUUCUUUGUCUUACACCAGGUCUUCAGGUCUUGUUACACCCUGUAUAAUGUCUUGGUUAUUCAGGGUGUAACAAAAAGGCGGGUCAUAAAUUAAAUCACAUAUUCUGGGACCAAAAAUUAAUACAUAGUUCGAUUGCACCUAACUAACCUUAGUUUAAAUGUGUAUAUAAAAAAGUUACAGCUCUUUGAAGUUACAAAAUGAAAAUAGAUUUUUUCCAAUAUUUCGAAAACUAUUAGAGAUUUUUUAUUGAAAAGGACACGUGACAUUCUUAUGGAAGGAACAUCUUAAAAAAAAUAACAGUGAAAUUUGUGCACCCUUUAAAAAAUUUAUGAGAGUUUUCUCCCUCAACCCACCAAUUAUUUGUGUACGUUCUAAUUAAAUUAUUAUUGAGAUACCAUUAGUUAAACACAAUGUUUUUGCCUCUUAGUACUUUUUCGAUAAACCAGUUAACCAUUAUAGAGACCUGGUAAUAAUACUAUGAAAAUAAUGUUCUAUAAUUUUACAUAACCAUUUAAAAAUAUAUGGUGGAUUUUACAAAUCUUCAAAAUAUCUCGAUAAAAACUGGUUUAUCGAAAAAGUACUAAGAGCCAAAACAGUUUUAAAAACAUUGUGUUUAACUAAUGGUACCACAAUAAUAUUUGGGAGUUUUUAGGGAACAAAACACCCAUAAAUUUCACUAUAAUUUUUUUAAGAUGUUCCUGCCAUAAGAAUGCCACAUGUCCAUUUUCAAUAAAAAAUCUCUAAUAGUUUUCGAUAUGUUAAAUAAAACGAUUUAUUUUGUUACUUCAAAGGGCUGUAACUUUUUUUAUGUGCACAUUUGUACCAUGGUAAGUUAGGUUCAAUCGAACUAGUUUUGGUCCCAGAAUCUGUGAUUUAAUUUAUGUCCUGCCUUUUUGUUACACCCUGUAUUAUUAUGGGCAUAUAACAUGCAGCCGAAUCUUGUUAAGACUUGGCAUUAGCAUCAAAUUCAUACCUUCAAUUGGCACAAGGGAUCAAUAUUCUUAUAAAAAAAUAUCUUCAACGGUUGUUUAAUUAUUAGACCAAUAUGAGCGGUCGUAAGUUUUCGUUGUUAGUGACUCAAAAA